AUGUCUUCAAUCUUCAAAUCUGCUCUCUUGGUCUCCACGAUUGCUGCCUUGAUCCUCCUCCAGUUUGCCUCUGCUGCUCCUCAGGAUUUCGGUCUUGGUGGUGGUGUCAACGCCUUUGGCGCUGAUGCUAACAUGGGUGCUUUCGCAGGUCCCGGUGGACCCGACUUCAGCGGCUAUCCUACCCAAGUUCCUGUCUCGCCUGUAACCAUUGCUCCCGAGACCGAUUUCAUCCCCAUCAACAACGUCCAGCCUGUUGUCAACGUCCUCCCUGUGAACGUCAACGACUUCUCGUGGCCUCCUUACUACAACGAUUACUACGGAGGAGCCUACGGAGGAGGAAUCGGUGGUGCCUAUGGAGGCCCUCUUGGCGGAGGCCCUCUUGGCGGAGGCCUUCUUGCUGGCGGCUUUGGUGGCGCUCUGGGUGGUGGAAUUGGCGGUCCCUUCUAA
Linnemannia hyalina is the source of this 447-nucleotide messenger RNA. The record is from the annotation of a GenBank genome assembly. NCBI's taxonomy places the organism in Eukaryota, Fungi, Mortierellomycota, Mortierellomycetes, Mortierellales, Mortierellaceae.